Molecule: messenger RNA, 6578 nt
Organism: Drosophila montana
Lineage: Eukaryota; Metazoa; Arthropoda; Insecta; Diptera; Drosophilidae
Gene: ana3
Product: anastral spindle 3
Exons: 3
Coding region: 235-6276 (2013 amino acids)
Biological process (GO): centriole-centriole cohesion; ciliary basal body organization; centriole replication
Cellular component (GO): centriole; centrosome; ciliary basal body
Source: RefSeq, a predicted model, not a curated record
GCGUUUUGCGCAACAUGAACGCAUAAUGCCCUAUGUAAAACAACAGCACUAUUAUACUCAAAAAGGCAACGGCGUCAAACAAUAAAUGGUGGCUUCUUUGUACGCGCGAAAGCUGACGCCGCUUUAAAAUAUAUUCGUGAAUUGCAACUAGUUUUUCGAAUUAAAUGAAAUAGUAAAAAAGGAAACUCGUUAGUGAAUAAGAAAGUAUAUGUUUGAUGCAGAUGUAUCAUCAGAAUGUCAUCUUCCACAUCAUCCAAACUGACGCUCUCGCUGGGAGACCAGCAACUGGCCAAACUGACCAAUGAGUCGCCUGAAAUUCGCAUGCGCGCAUUGGAGCAAGUUGAAACGCGCUUCAUACGUUGCCUGCAACAUGGCGAGACAAUCAAUUUCAAGCCGGUGCUGCUACUCAAGCAACUAAUACGCUGGUUCGGCUACACGCCACUGACAGCCGCAGAUCGCGUACUGGCACUGAUGCUGGAGCUCAUGCGGUCAGAUUACAGCGAUGCGGUUGUGCGCAAGAUUCCUUUCCAGCGCUUGGAAACAGAGCUAGAAAAGAUACGGAAAAUACUGCGUUGCUUGCAGUCAAAACGUGCCAUGGAACUGCUGGACAAUCUGUAUAGUUUGGUAAUUGCCUUGUACAAGGAAGCCAACCCUAGUCCAGGCAACAACAGUUCAGGUACGGCUGUUACAUAUGGCGAAUCACAGUGCAGCGUUGGCGAAAUGGAAUUGUUUUCGAUUGAAAGUUUUAACAUAAGCCCCGAAGACUAUGAGCCGGCUUGGUCGUGUGCCAGCGUGGACGAUUUAGCCACAAUGAAGACCAUGGUGGACACCCUUACUAUUGACAGCGAUCUGCGGCUCCAAGAGAAUCUAACCAAUAUACAAGUCAAAUUAUGCGACUACCCAGUUGAGCAGCUGUGCCAACCGCCGCAUAUAUUCCUCCAGUUGCUGCACGUGCAGCAGCUGCAAGCUGGCGUAACCCUGCUACACGUAAACCGGGCGCUUCUUACUUUUGUAAAGCUGCUGCAGCGUCGGCUUCGAAUUCGCAACAAAUCACUCGACUACGCUUUUAGUGUUAAAGCACAAGCAGCGUUGCCGCAGCAGUUACGGGUUUCCAGUGUCUUGGCUAUGAUACUAAAUGGCUGCUUGGAGUUGCUUGGGCCGCCGCUGCUGGAGCACUGCAGCCACAAUUGGCACCUGAUCGAGCUGAGCGUUGAGGUAAUAAAGACCUUUGGUCAAAUCGCUGCGCCCAUACCAGAAAAUAUCGUACAGCGACUGGGCCUGAUUGUGCCCAAGCUGAUAAGAUAUUGCGCCAGCUUUGAUGUGGCUAGCGUUAGUGAAACACCCAGCUUGGUAAAAAAGCUGAUGAUACCACGACUUGAAUCGCUGAUAUUUAAUGGAUUGCUCCUGGAUGUCAUAACGCUGAGUUUGUCGGACAAUGGGACCAUCGACAAGCCUACUGCCCGGACGUUGCUACAGCCUCUAAUCCUGGACAGUUCAUACUUGUCCUGUGUGCCCAUGCGUAUGCACGAAUUGUGUAAUCUAUGUGGCGUGAUUUGCACUGAGGCUGCGCCUGAGGAGCAGCAAAUGCUGCGCCUUAAACAAGCUUAUAGCUUGGCGCUGGCUCAGUUGGUGGCGGAAACAAAACUACCGCCCAUGGAGUUGUUACAAGAGCAGCGUCAAAUGUGUCUCGUUCUCCUGCUGCUGGGUAGCGAAUCCUUGAUGAAACAGCUCAUUCAGGCAAUCGUUAAAUGUACCAGCUUCUAUAUAGCCAAGCCUGAACUGCGCCAGGAGGCGGAGUCUCUGCUGCACACCUUGUUCGAUCUACCCGAUGAACGACUGCGCAGUUGUGCCCUGCGACUGCUUAAGCAGCCCGUUGUUGAGCAUUUUCACGCCUUUAUGAACAACAGUAACUACAUGAUGGGCUGUACCAACACUGAGUUAGCUAAACGCCAUAUCCUUGGGCUGCCCAUGAGCUCACAGCUGCUGCGCAAGCUGCUCGUGCAGGGCUGGCUUCCUGGACAGUCGCUGCAGCUGCAGCAGUGGUGCAUUGACUACUUGAUAAUGGUACUGGGACUCGCCAAGCUGGUCUCGUGCAAGGACUUUAAUGAAAUAUUCAAGAUUGUGAUGCCUGUGGUGCCACUUCUCGUGUGUCGCGCCAUCAACCAACCACAGCUGCAGCAUAUGCUUUGGGAGUUGUUUGAUCCGGAUAGCGAAUAUCUGGAGCCGCCGCAAGCUCUGCGCGGCAAUGUCUGUUACUUGUUUCAUCCGGAUGCAAAGUUUCGCAAGGAUGCCAUAGGUCGGGUCGCCUACAUCCUGGUCUGGCAAGAUCAUCAGCACAAAUACAGGCCCGCCAUGGAUAAGCUGUGCUUGGACUUCAUUGGACACGACGUGUGCGCCAUACAGCCGCCCGUUAAUUACUACAACUUUUUUAGCGAGCGCUCGAAUUUGCCAUAUUCACGCAGCCUAAAUACGCUGCUGCGUCUGCUGGAGACACCCGACCUGAAGCCAAGCAUACGCAAAUCUACGCUGAUUCAGUUAAAUGUCAUACUACACAAUUGGGAGGCCGUAGAAUCGUUUACCACUUGUGACGGCGCCUACGUACUCUGUUUGAAAGCCCUGCAUGAUCCACUGUUGCGAGAUAGGAGCGGAGGAAUUGAAGAGACGGAAACACUGCUUCCCGCGGUAAGUAUUCUACUGCGGGUGCUCUUUCGUAGCGAACGGUUUCGUCAUGAGUUCAAAGACAAUGCUGAAAUGCUGGUCUGUCUCUUGCGCUGCCUUUUCCUAAUGCCUCACGAGACGCAGUUGCGCGCCGAGGUGAGCAUUUGCAUAUUCCAACUGCUCUUUCACGAGCACAUGACGGCCAAUGAUGCAAGCCUUAAGCUGGACGUUGACCUCUCUGCUAUGGUUGUGCCGGUUAGCUACGAACUGGACAACACCAUACCGCCCACAGCUGCCACUGAAGGCCUAGCACUGCAGCAGCAUUUGUUAGUUAAGCACUUUGAUAACAAUGCGGCCAUGGAAGCUCAGCAUUGGCGCCUUUUUAUGGCGCACAGGAUUUGCGGCUCACCGGAGGACCUCACAUUGUCUGAAGUCCGUGAACUGGACAUUAGAGAGACACUGAAACUAAAGCCAGCUGACUUGGCACUGGUCCAUGCUUCGCUCGUCCACCUCCAGGUGCAGAACCAACUCAUCGCAGCCAACAAUUGUAGCAGCCACGAAACUUUACACCAACUGGUUGCAAGCAUUCAGUUGUUCUUGGUGCUCCUGCGCGGCGACAUGCUGCCCGCUCAGUGCAGCAACCUAUGGAUGCUUAUGCACAAGUAUCUGCGUCUUACCCCCGGCAAUGAUGCGGAUAUGCAGCUGUACAUGGAAUUAUUGGAGCUAUGCCUGAGCUGUUUGCGCCAUCGUUUGCCGGAAAUAUUGGCGGGCCUAAGCAAUGCCCUUGAAACCGACCCUCAUCACAGUUUUAUGGUGAUACUGCGCGAUGGCAACGUCUCCCUGAAGCUUCUGCACUUGGUCACAGACUGUCUGGUACAUCUAUUGCGCUGGCAUCGCCAACAGAACAACAGCACGUGGCAUGGCAAACUCUUCGAGGAGCUAAGCACCCUAGCUCGCACCCAUUUCGAGGAACGCAAACUACAACAUGUGCGCUGUGUUCUUUCCGUCCUGCGGCACCUGAGCGAGCGGCCGCUGCAAUUAGACAACGCGAAACUACAGGCUUACUAUCAGCAUUAUGUGCAGCUAUCGAGUAACCUGCGGACGACCACGCAAACGGGCGCCCAGUGGCAACGCGACUGUCUGCUCAUCAUUUGUCAGUUGCAGACGCAGACCAAGCUACUGCCUCCCGCGAUAUGCAAGUAUCCCAGUGGCAACAAGGUUCUGCGCUAUCUGUUGGGUCUGUGUGGCCACUCCGACACAGAGGUGCGCACUCUGGCCUGGGUGGCGUUGGCGAAUUGGAUCAAGAGUGCCGGCAACAGCAUGACCAGCAUUCUGCUUGACUUUCAUGAUUUUCUGCCAGGUGGCCUGGCCGCCUGUUGCCUCAGCACGAUGCUGGACAGCCACGAGGCGUUGCUGGUGCGUGAGCUGGCGGGUCGAGUUUUCGAGCUGGUAAUCCCACACAUUGGCGCGACUGCUUGCACCGAGUUGCUGAUGUAUCAUUCAUUCCUUAAGCACGCUCACGCGGCACUUGUCGCGCUGCAGCUGUCCCCGGAUAAAAGGCAAGACACCAACAAAGCCGAAGCAAAUAGCUCAUUCGAAAUCAUUAACUGCUGUGUAAGCAUAUGUGUCACGCAGGUUGCGCUGGAGCCCAGCUGGUGUUCCAUACUAUGCAACCACGCGUUCUUCAAUAGCCUAAGCGAUUUGAUGAAAAUGAGCACGCCUGGAAAACCGUACUGCAGCGUCUAUCUGGAGCUGUGUGCUGGACAAAUCUGCAAGCUCUAUGCAAUGUGUUACCAAUACAAUUUUCAGUUUCUGCAGCGCAGUAUAUGUCGCGAUCCUGUGCUGCUCAAGAGCUUUUUCUCGUUAAUUAACGAUGUGCUCGACCAGAAGGUGGUGCCGGAAAACCAACUCGUCCAAAUGCUAAAGUUGCUAAUGGUGUUUUGUAAGGAUCAAAAUGCCUACGACUUUCUGUGCGAAAAGUUUAAGACGCAUCCGGAGCUGCUGUUCGAUCUACUGCUUUAUGGCCUAAACCAGAUCCUUAUCCAUCGAACGGUUCAGCGAUACACCUUGUUAGCGCUCUCAUUACUGCUGAUAAAGGCGCAGGAUGCAGCAGAGGAACACAAUUUGUUAAGGGUAUUUGAAGCGUAUGUCGAAGAAACUCACGUAAGUGAUGAAGAAAAGGACGAGGAAGAUGACACCGACACAGACACCGACAGCGAUGACAAGGAAAACAGCACAAAUGCUUUGAACAAACAACUGAAGAUAUUGAGCUUAAAGCCCUUGGCAAGGCAAAAGUUGCCUCUGACAAAUCCGAAACAAGCGGCACCCGUCCCUGGUCAGUCCAAGGAAUUCACCAACGCUGCUGUUUUGCUUUACCACAGUCUUGACCAGCUGUUUGAGCUACACUAUCCGGCCAAGACGUACAGCUUCUUGCAGGCCCCCUCUAAAAGUCAUGUGCAAAUCUGCGAAGUGCUGGGCAAUCUGCUAAAGCAGUCGGCCUGGGCGGCGGACGCUGCGCGACACUUCAAGCUGCUGGAACGCGUUAUACACCUGCUGGAGACGUUCCUCGACGAUGCGACUGUUGGCAAUGCCACAGUCUAUGUGCGGCGCGUCGGGGCCCACAAGUCACGCGAUAUCAUCAACAAUUUGCUGGUGCUGCUCAACAUGCUGAUGCACUGGCAAAAUACGCCGCACGCGGUCAUAACGGAUCCAGUGAUGGCCGCCAGAGUUGUGAGAGUGCUGGUACGUUUAUGGCCCUGGCUAUCACAUUCGGCUGUAUUGAAACACAUGACUGUGCGACUUACCACGUUGCUUACGGAACAUUCUUUUGAGAUGUGCAAACAGACCUCGCAGGUGCUGUCCAGCCAGUCACACUCGCUGCUGCAGCUGAUGGUGCGCGUGGCGGAUCACGAGUCAACCAAAAAGGACGGAUCCGUUGCCAAGCCCGACUUCGCCAAGUGCAGCUCGGACUCAAUUAUUGACGCCGCACUGCGUGUUAUGAUCAACUGUUGCUCCUGCGCCGAGGGACGUCUGAGCCUGGGAAAGAUGCGUGUGCUCGACAUGUUUGACACGAUUAUGCCGGCUAGCAACAGCAAUUCGGCCAAAGUAAAGUCAGACAUAUUGCUUGCCUGGCUGGCAUUUUGGGAGGUCUUCUCCAGAUACGAGCUGGGCUACAAGAUUUGUCACUUACAGGCGCUUAUCAAUCUUGUUCGUCGCUCUCCGCCACUUAGCAAGAUGCGCAUGCGCUGCCUUCGCAUUAUACGCAACAUGUGCUUCAGCAACCACAACCGCAUGCUGCUGGUCAACAUGGCCGGGUUUCCAGACUUCCUGCGGGAUAUCGUAUCACAACCGGUGCAGGACGGAAGUGGUGGAGGUGAUACAAACGUCGACUCGUAUGUGGAGCACCAUCUGGUGGUCCUGUGCCUGUGGAAGCUUUUCGGCUUCAGCGCCAAAUGCAAGGCCAUGCUGCGAGGCACCAAAUUACACAAGCAAUUAACAAUGCUUUGGGAUCAUCUGGUGGCCAUGGAAACGGAACGCCCACACCAAUUCAAGACGAUGCCUUUUGCUGCCGAACUAAAGGAUUUGCUGGCGAAGCUUUUUGAUUCGCUUCAACCAUAAUCCAAUUAAGCAUUUUAUUUAUUGGUGUUAUCUUAUUUAAUAUUAUUUGUUAACAAUAUUAUAUUAUAGGUUGGAUGUAAGCUGUUUUGCAUAAAUGUUUCUGUAAGAAGCUUUUCUGAGUAUCUCAUUGUCAACCAAACUUAUCAGGGCAAUAAAUAUUUUACUUACAAAUUAAAUUUAUGUUAACCCAUCCAUGCAUGGCAUUUAUAGUACUAAUCUGUAGAUGUUUAUCGAUAUAUGUCUCUUUUUUACCACAGAUUAUUCCUAUAGUUCUAUAUAAUAUAUUAGUGCGAUCUAUAAAA